Messenger RNA from Annulohypoxylon maeteangense, 1436 nucleotides. RefSeq names its product inositol phospholipid synthesis and fat-storage-inducing TM-domain-containing protein. The transcript has 2 exons. The record is from RefSeq and is a predicted model, not a curated record. The coding region runs from base 228 to 1292 and encodes 354 amino acids. Gene Ontology annotation, cellular component: endoplasmic reticulum membrane. NCBI's taxonomy places the organism in Eukaryota, Fungi, Ascomycota, Sordariomycetes, Xylariales, Hypoxylaceae. Gene Ontology annotation, biological process: lipid storage; phospholipid biosynthetic process; lipid droplet organization.
UUUUGCCUCGAUUCUCAAAAAAUCAGGAAUUUCUUCGAAUCAUCCACAUGUUCUAACAAUAACAAAUUGAGAAACGGUUCAAGUUGCGCGGUUCUUUGUUUAUUUUCUCGUACUUUAUUUCAGACGCCUUCAAACUUAACCCGAUAUUCUUCCGCGGGACCCGUUCAUAGUAGAAGUUAGCCGGUACACAGUAUUUCAAAGUUCUUAAUGCCACCUCUCCAUCUACCAUGACCGACGAUAGUAGCGCCACCAACGCCUCACUUAGAUCACGACAACAAGGAAAAACCAAGAUGGGCGCGACAAACAGCGAGCCGUCGCCCUACUCCUCCUCCUCCUCUUCUUCUUCAUCCAAUACUCCCGCCUCAUCCCCGACCACAAAACGCAACUCACCGUACCUCCCGACCCCCCUCGAAACCGCGGUCCUGCUAGCCUACCCAACAAUCCUCGUCUUCGGGGCGCUCUUCUCCGUCCUCAGCCCGCAGACCCGCAACGCGGCGUACGACCCCAUCCGGCAAUCGCACGUCGCGGCCUCGGCGCCGAGCUACUUCGCGCGCAAGGACAACGUGCUCAACGUCCUCUUCGUCAAGCAAGGCUGGGCCUGGAUCUCUGCUUCUUUCCUCGCGUUUGCCGCCUCGCACCCUGUGUUCGGCGCUUGGGGGAAUGAGGGGUCGGAGAGGGGCACGAUACGUAGGGUUAAGGCGGCGGUGAGAUGGGGCCUGGUUACGGCGUGGUGGGUGCUCGUCACGCAGUGGUGCUUUGGCCCCCCGAUCAUCGAUCGCGGGUUUAGGUUCACCGGCGGGAAGUGCGAUGGUGCGGUUGAGGCGGUCGGCGAGGGAAACGCGGAUGCGGGGGAGUUGUUUACGGCGGUGGCGUGUAAGGCUGCGGGAGGCAGGUGGAGCGGGGGUCAUGAUAUUAGUGGCCAUGUUUUUCUGCUGGUGCUCGGGAGCUGCUUUUUGGUUCAGGAGGUUGGGUGGGUGGUUUACCGCGCGGGAAGGGCGGGGGGCGUUGAGGAGAGGUGUGUGGUUAUGCCUGAUGGCGCGGUCAAGGGCGCGGGUGUUGAGGCGGAGAGGAGUGGUGCCCGGGAGGAGAGGGCGUUGGGGUUUGGCGGGAGGUUUGUCGUGGUGGUUGUGGGGUUGUGCUUGUGGAUGCUGCUUAUGACUGCUAUCUACUUCCAUACCUGGUUCGAAAAGUUCACUGGUCUGUUAGUAGCUGCUAUGGGUAUCUACCCCAUCUACAUCCUUCCGCGGUGGAUACCUGCUUUAAGAGCGUUUGUCGGAUUACCCGGGAUAUAAUUGGCGGAGGGCAGAUGGGAGUGUCUGGAGGAAUGCGUCGACGGUACAUUAUAGUUUUACGAGCCACGAGUUGAAAGAUAGAUUUUGAUUAUUAUUAGCUAAUGAUAUUAUCCUAGCAUACAAUAUGUAUGUUGUUAUGUCUUA